GACUUGUUUGAUGAUUGAUCAUUACAAUAACAAUAUGACAUCUUUUUUAUUUUUUAUUUAUUUAUUUUGGAUUGGAUAAUAUGGCAUCUUAAAAGAAAAGAAAAGAAGGGAAGAAGCAAAGUCUUGCUGUGUGUCUUUGAUUUCUAAAGCAGAGGUACAGAGUUUUAUAACCAGUAACAUUUAUAUAUAUUAAGCUCUGCCUAUUGCCUGUUGUGUAUCACAGAGGAGACACAGUGUUAGAGUUAGCUUUGGUGGUGUAGACUGUAGUAUUGGCUUUUUCAAGUUUGAACUGAGAUAACUGAAAAAAAAAAAAAAAAAAAAUGGAGAGCACAUUUAAGGAGAUAAGGGACGGCCAAUCGGUGCUGGACCUGGACCCCAAAUCUACCGUUGGUGGCGGCGUCGAGGAUGUGUACGGUGAGGAUCGCGCUACAGAGGACAAGCUUGUUACUCCCUGGACUUUCUCUGUCGCCAGUGGGUAUUCUUUGCUUAGGGAUCCCCAGUACAACAAAGGACUUGCUUUCACUGAGAAAGAGAGGGAUGCUCAUUACUUGCGUGGUCUUCUGCCUCCAAUAAUUUUGUCUCAACAACUUCAGGAGAAGAAAUUGAUGCAGAACAUCCGACAAUAUCAAGUCCCGCUGCAAAAAUACAUGUCCUUGAUGGAGCUUCAGGAGAGGAAUGAAAGGUUGUUCUACAAGCUUCUCAUUGAUAAUGUUGAGGAAUUGCUCCCAGUUGUCUAUACUCCAACUGUGGGUGAGGCUUGCCAGAAGUAUGGGAGCAUCUUCAAGCGCCCUCAGGGUCUUUACAUAAGUUUGAAAGAAAAGGGCAAGAUUCUUGAGGUGUUGAAGAACUGGCCUGAGAGGACUAUUCAAGCAAUUGUUGUGACGGAUGGUGAGCGAAUUUUGGGACUUGGGGAUCUUGGCUGUCAGGGGAUGGGGAUUCCUGUGGGAAAAUUGUCUUUGUAUACAGCACUUGGAGGUGUUCGUCCUUCUGCAUGUUUGCCUAUAACAAUUGAUGUGGGGACAAACAAUGAACAGUUGUUGAAAGACGAGUUCUACAUUGGGCUUAGACAGAGGAGGGCAACUGGGAAGGAAUAUUAUGAACUUCUGCAUGAGUUCAUGUCCGCUGUCAAGCAGAAUUAUGGUGAAAAAGUUUUGAUACAGUUUGAAGAUUUUGCAAAUCACAACGCUUUUGAGCUGCUUGCAGAAUACCGCACAACUCAUCUUGUUUUCAAUGAUGAUAUACAGGGGACCGCAGCUGUUGUUCUUGCUGGGGUAGUUGCAGCGCUGAAGUUGGUUGGUGGUGCACUGGCUGAGCAAAAAUUCUUGUUCCUUGGUGCUGGGGAAGCUGGAACUGGUAUAGCUGAGCUUAUAGCUCUUGAGAUUUCGAAGCAGACAAAGGCUCCUUUAGAAGAGACACGCAAGAAGAUCUGGCUUGUUGACUCUAAGGGAUUGAUUGUUAGUUCUCGUAAGGAUUCACUUCAAAACUUCAAGAAGCCUUGGGCUCAUGAACAUGAACCUGUUAAGGAUCUCUUAGAUGCUGUCAAGGCAAUUAAACCAACAGUUUUGAUUGGAUCAUCCGGGGUAGGAAAAACAUUUACAAAGGAGGUGGUUGAGGCCCUUGCCUCUUGCAAUGAUAAACCUAUCAUUAUGGCUCUCUCCAACCCUACUUCACAGUCUGAGUGUACUGCAGAAGAAGCUUAUACAUGGAGUAAGGGUCGUGCAAUUUUUGCUAGUGGAAGUCCAUUUGAUCCUGUUGAAUAUGAUGGGAAGACUUAUGUACCUGGCCAGUCCAACAAUGCUUACAUUUUCCCUGGAUUUGGUUUGGGUUUGAUAAUCUCUGGAGCUAUCCGUGUGCACGAUGAAAUGCUUCUAGCAGCUUCGGAAGCCUUGGCUUCACAAGUAUCAAAGGAGAACUUUGAUAAGGGGUUGAUAUACCCACGAUUCUCUACUAUCAGAAAAAUUUCAGCUCAUAUAGCUGCUAAUGUAGCUGCCAAGGCAUACGAACUGGGUGUCGCUACACGUCUUCCUCGUCCUAAGGAUCUUGUGAAAUUGGCAGAGAGUUGCAUGUACACACCAGUCUACCGAAAUUAUCGUUGAGCGGUUGAUGGACAUACUCCAAUCGUUUAGUGUUGUACUAUCACUAUUCACUAUGUUGUCGGAAUCUUGCUAUCAAGCUGUAUGACGCAUAUGGUGUGUUUUGAAGUAGCUUUAAGCAAAAAUAACUUUUGAAUAUGACUAUAAUAACUCUGGCAUGUUAUAUGACCCAUAUAACGUAUAGAUAAUCAUAAAAUGAAGAUGCUUGUACCCUACAA
Molecule: messenger RNA, 2311 nt
Organism: Quercus robur (English oak)
Lineage: Eukaryota; Viridiplantae; Streptophyta; Magnoliopsida; Fagales; Fagaceae
Product: NADP-dependent malic enzyme
Exons: 19
Coding region: 321-2096 (591 amino acids)
Biological process (GO): malate metabolic process; pyruvate metabolic process
Cellular component (GO): chloroplast
Molecular function (GO): malate dehydrogenase (decarboxylating) (NAD+) activity; malate dehydrogenase (decarboxylating) (NADP+) activity; NAD binding
Source: RefSeq, a predicted model, not a curated record